AUGUCGCUUGAUCCAUUAGAUAAUCAAAACUUGAUGCUAGAUACAAUCGUGUUCAACAAACUUGUUCAAAAUCUACCAAAUCUAAGAGAAGUUGAUCUGAGUUAUGUAAAUAUGUUUUUGGCUGAACCUAUUUCCUUGAUGAAUUUGUCUUCCUCAUUGUCUUCUCUCCAACUCAUGGAAUGUGGAUUACAAGGGGAAUUCCCAGGCAAAUUGCUUCAAAGGCCAAAGCUUCGAGUGCUCGAUUUAAGGGGAAAUGACCAUUGUUUGCCAAGGUCCAAUUGGAGUUGUUCCCUUGAGACACUGUAUCUUUCUUAUACAAAAAUUGCAAUACAUUUAGAACAUGAUCUUAUCAGUAAUCUAAGGUCUGUGAAAAGAUUGUCUCUUGGAGGUUGCAAUUUUGUAGGUUCAAAUGCAGCAUUUUUUGGUGAUUUAAGGCAACUCCAUGAGUUAUCUAUCCCAUUAGAUAAUUUUAGUGGUCAAAUUCCAGCAGUAUUUGAAAACCUUAAGCACCUCACUUUGUUGUCACUUUCAUCUAACAAGUUCAGUGGUCAAAUUCCCCCCUCGUUAGCAAACCUUAACCAGCUCAUUAGUUUAUUUCUUUUCAACAACAAUCUCAAUGGUCAUUUCCAACAUAAUUCAUUGAUUUAUAUUUAUUUGAGCAACAAUAAGUUGGAAGGGGCAAUGCCAAGUUCAGUUUGCAAGCUAAAGCUGGCCCAAGUUCAUGACUUUUCCAACAAUAGCUUUAACGAUUUCAUCCCACAUUGUUUGGGAAGAUUUAGCAAUGAUUUGUUGGUGUUGCAUCUAGGCAUGAACAAUUUCCAUGGAAGUAUCCGUACAUCAUUUUCAAACAAUAACAGCUUGAUGUAUUUGAACUUUAAUGGCAAUCUAUUAGAAAGGCGAAUUCCUUCAACCAUCACCAAUUGCAAAAAUUUAGAAGUUUUGGAUAUUGGCAACAAUAAGAUAGAUGAUACCUUCCCUGUUUUUUGGCAUACUCUUAAACAACUACAGGUUCUUAUUCUACAAUCCAACAAACUGCAUGGAUCUCUGAAAGAUGCAAUCGGCAAUUAUUCCUUCUCUAAGUUGCGAAUUUUUGACAUUUCCAACAAUAGUUCUAGUGGACCUUGGCCACUUGAGUACUUCAUUAGUCUUGAAGCCAUGAUAGUUCCAAAUCAAGAGAUUGAAUACAUGCGAUUGGUAGACUUGAUAUUUCUUUCAGUUUUUCACGUUUCACAUUAUCAACUUGAAGGACACAUACCUCUGGACAAACAACUUGAUACAUUUGAUAGUAAUUCAUAUGAAGGAAACCCACGAUUGUGUGGAUUUCCACUAAGAAAAGCAUGUGAAAAUGGGGAAAGGCAACUAGUAACUCCAUUAGAAGAAGAUUCAAAGUCUGAAAAUGGAUUUGGUUGGAAAGCUGUUUUGAUAGGGGAUAUAUGUAGUUUUGUAUUUGGUAUUUAG
Messenger RNA from Hevea brasiliensis (rubber tree), 1458 nucleotides. Its product is annotated as receptor-like protein 9DC3. Gene Ontology annotation, molecular function: protein binding. NCBI's taxonomy places the organism in Eukaryota, Viridiplantae, Streptophyta, Magnoliopsida, Malpighiales, Euphorbiaceae. The transcript has 3 exons. The coding region runs from base 1 to 1458 and encodes 485 amino acids. The record is from RefSeq and is a predicted model, not a curated record.